Molecule: messenger RNA, 1042 nt
Organism: Phaethon lepturus (White-tailed tropicbird)
Lineage: Eukaryota; Metazoa; Chordata; Aves; Phaethontiformes; Phaethontidae
Gene: AGA
Product: aspartylglucosaminidase
Exons: 8
Biological process (GO): protein deglycosylation
Cellular component (GO): lysosome
Molecular function (GO): N4-(beta-N-acetylglucosaminyl)-L-asparaginase activity
Source: RefSeq, a predicted model, not a curated record
CUUGGAGAGUAUUACAGUUGGGAGGUUCUGAGCUGGAUGCAGUUGAGAGAGGCUGUGGUCAGUGUGAGGUUGACCAAUGUGAUGGGAGUGUGGGGUAUGGAGGAAGCCCAGAUGAAAGUGGAGAAACAACGCUAGACGCAAUGAUUAUGGAUGGCAACACUAUGGAAGUUGGGGCAGUUGCAGAUCUCAGACGUGUAAAAAAUGCCAUUGGUGUAGCACGAAAGGUCAUUGAAUACACUAAGCAUACAUUAUUAGUGGGAGAAUCAGCCUCCUUGUUUGCUGUAAGAAUGGGGUUUCCAUAUGAAGAUUUAACUACCCAAACAUCUCUUUCGGUGUAUUCAAAGUGGCUUAAUCAAAGCUGUCAGCCAAACUACUGGAAGAAUGUUGUACCAGACUCUUCAAAAUCCUGUGGACCAUACAAACGGCCUGAAAAAGUAACUUAUAAAGAAGAAAAGACCAUCUCACAAAGAAGAGUUCAUAAUCAUGAUACUAUUGGUAUGGUUGUAAUCGGUGGGAGCGGAACUGUUGCUUCUGGGACAUCUACUAAUGGUGCAGUCCACAAAAUUCCAGGCCGUGUAGGAGAUUCUCCAAUAGCUGGAGCAGGAUCUUAUGCGGAUAAUACAGCCGGAGGAGCUGCAGCCACUGGGGAUGGUGACAUCAUGAUGCGCUUCUUACCCAGUUAUCAAGCUGUGGAGUAUAUGAGAAUGGGAACAGACCCAGCAGUAGCCUGUCAGAAAGUUAUUUCCAGAAUCCAGAAGUAUGCUCCAAACUUCUUUGGUGCUGUUAUAUGUGCCAAUACAACUGGAAGCUAUGGUGCUGCAUGUAAUAAAAUUCCAGGAUUCACUCAGUUUCACUUCAUGGUUUCUAGCCCUUUGCUAAGUCAGCCAACUGAGCAAGUAGUAGAUUGCAUUUAGUUUCGUUUGUCCUGUUAAUAUCUGAACUUGGAGGAAAGUGCUAAGAUUCCCCAGGUGUUACUUUUUGAAAAGGUUGUUCAUUUUCACUGUUGCAUAAUCAUGUGAACAAGUUCAAAGGUAUGUUGAUG